GUACCAUAGUUAUUGUUCGCCGCCGAGUCAACCUCUUCGAUGAUAACUGUUCCGCACUUAUCUGACAACACCCCACCACCAACGGCUCACUGAGGCUUUCCAGGUAUCAGUGAGCCUGUCACUACUGUAUUGUUAGUUGCAGAUGUUAGGAACCGUGUGAUUCUGAACCCCCUAGCCAAAAUGCAGGGCUUUAGUAAGUUUCCCUGAAUCCAGGCGAGAUCAGCGUAUUAUUGCACGGAUUUUUUGAGCUAAUACUCUCUUUUUUUUCUUCUUAUAUAGAUAUGGGACGCUACGUCCCUCCCGACCAAGAAGGUCUAACGACAGGCAACAAACUCGCUGGAAAACAUGCCCUUGGAGCACGAGCGCGCCACCUCCGCACGACAGGUGCUCUGGUCGUGCGAUUCGAGAUGCCCUUCGCAGUAUGGUGCACGCACUGUCAGCCCGAAGCGAUCAUCGGACAAGGAGUGCGGUUUAACGCGGAGAAGAAAAAAGUCGGCAACUACUACUCUACUCCGAUCUACAGCUUUCGUAUGAAACAUACUGCUUGUGGAGGGUGGAUUGAGAUUCGGACGGAUCCGAAGAAUACGGCGUAUGUCGUUACGGAGGGUGGGAGGAAGAGGGAUACGGGGGAAGAUAAAUUUACGGGAGAACCGGGGGAGAUUCGGAUUCGGUUAGGUGCGGAGGAGGAGGAAAAGAAGAAGAAGGAAGAUUCGUUUGCGAAACUUGAGGGGAAGGUGGAGGAUAAGAGGCGGGCGAUGACGGAGUCGAGUCGUAUUCUGGAACUGCAGAAACGACAGGCGAGAGAUUGGGAGGAUCCGUAUGAGAAGUCAAGAAAGUUGCGCAGGACGUUUCGGACGGAGAGGAAAGAGCUUCAGAAGGCGGAGGGGAUCAAAGAGGCUCUGAAGGAUAAGAUGAGUCUGGGGAUAGAGAUUGUCGAUGAAACGGAGGAAGACAGAAUGCGUGCGGGCAUGGUGGACUUUGGAGCAAUUCCAGAUCCUUCUCACGCAACUCGGACGAAGCCCAUGUUUGCGAUUUCCUCCUCGCCUCAUGGCCGAAGUUCUAAGUCCUUGGACCAUGGGAAGAAAGGGAGGAAAACCAAGGCUGCUGAUAUUGCUACAGAGCGCAAAGCCUUGCUCCGGAGCGAGCUGAGUGGUAAUACCCGCGCUGCCCUGGAUCCUUUCUUAACCGGAGAGAGUGUAUGGCGGCCAGAGAUCAAGAAACGAAAAGCAACAAAACAGAAUGGUGGUGGUGGGAAUAUGGAGGGAUCUGCUAAGCUGUCUCCUGAUAAUGGUCAAGCGAUCUCAGAGACGUCCGCAGAGCGCAGUUCAGGCAUGCCAGCACUCGUGGAUUAUGGUUCUGAUUCGGAUUGAGCAGAGUGGUUUACGGCGUGUUCCGUUUGUUUUUGUUUCCUUGCAUGAUACCCCGGAUCGGAUGGAGUCGGUUCUGCUUUGAGUGCAUAUGGGAUUAUAGGUUGAACUGGCAUUUUAUGCUGCGAAUGAGUCGUUCAUGAAGCCUUCCGUCAG
Paecilomyces variotii is the source of this 1523-nucleotide messenger RNA. RefSeq names its product CWC16 protein. The record is from RefSeq and is a predicted model, not a curated record. Gene Ontology annotation, biological process: mRNA splicing, via spliceosome. Bases 282 to 1370 code for a protein of 362 amino acids. The transcript has a single exon. NCBI's taxonomy places the organism in Eukaryota, Fungi, Ascomycota, Eurotiomycetes, Eurotiales, Thermoascaceae. Gene Ontology annotation, cellular component: U2-type spliceosomal complex; post-mRNA release spliceosomal complex.